Messenger RNA from Plasmodium fragile, 5907 nucleotides. RefSeq lists its product as uncharacterized. The transcript has a single exon. Bases 1 to 5907 code for a protein of 1968 amino acids. Lineage: Eukaryota; Apicomplexa; Aconoidasida; Haemosporida; Plasmodiidae. The record is from RefSeq and is a predicted model, not a curated record.
AUGGUAAAUUGCGUUAUCCCUCGACUAAGGAGAGGCUGCUGUUUUCCGAGCGAGAACUGCUUCCCCAAUUUAAAAUGUAGCAGCUCAAAGAAAGGCCACAAGGGUGAAAAGCAUUUGGCACAAUACUAUCCGGUGAGUAUGCCCCCUGGAUUUUACAACAACUGGGAAAAUUACUUAAGGGAAGUGAUCCCCGUUUUGGGGUCCUCCGUUGAAGUUAACAGAAGAGGGAAAUUGAAAGUGUCGCAGAGGGGGAGAGGUAAGGCUGUCGGUUGUGAGAGAGAGGAGAAUGAAGGAUUUAAGAGGAGGAGAAGUGGGGGGAUGUAUAUUGGAAGGUGCUCUGCGGGAAGGGCUAAAAACGGGGCAGCAAAAGGGGCGCGGAAGGGUGUGCGCAAAGAUGUGGGGAAGGCAGCUGGGAAUUUUGUAGACCAAGCAUUUGCAGGAAGGGACAACCAAGUGGUAGGCCAAAGCAAAGGGACCCACAGAAUUAUGGUCCCCUCAACUGCGAAAGGAUUAGACCAAGUGAAAAAUGUAUAUUCCAGUGAGGUCGAGAAAAAUCAUUCCAAAAUAUACCUACAUAAGGAAGAGGUUGAAAAUGAACGCAGCAGAAACUUAUCAGUGGAGACCAAUAUAAACAGCAGCAGGUAUAGACUUAAAGGUAGUGAAGAUAGAGACAUAAAAAGGGACGGGACAAAAACGAGUAUCGUUUCUAAUGACUCACAUAAUUACACUCAAAGAAGAGAAAGAGAAUACGAAGAGGAAAACAAGAAACAAAAAGAGUAUAUAAAAAAAAUUAACCUCAACGAUACAAAGAAACACAUGUUAACUAAAGAAAUACACUCGCAAAAUGGGAAAGGGAACAAUGCUUCCAUUUCUGCAAAUGGUAGACACACACAAGAGGAACGGAAGUAUAACUUUUUAAUGAAAACAAAUGUUGUGAAAGAGCCCAAGGUAGGAGCUAGUAGAGGAGUCGAGGAAGUGUCAAAUAAUAUUUUACUGAGGGGAAACAUAUAUAAAAUUGGAAACAGAAGCGAAUCUAGAAGAGGAAGGCAAACUAAAAAGAACCAGCAUGACGAGCCUCAAAUGGACAGACGGAAAACUCCUAAUUGCAGAGUGAAGAAUAAAAAAAACACAGCAAAGGGGGAAGCGAGCCGUCCAGAACCAUUUACCAGGAAUACUCAAAGAAGAAGACAACAGCGAGACAUGCACUACCAGACUUCCUCAGGGGAAAGUUCCUUGUAUGAAAUUUCUAUAUCGGGGGAAGUAGACAUCAACUUUGACUCAGACUCCUGCGUGGGGGAUUCCAAGUCGAGGGGGAGUGGGAAUAGCACUAGUGGAUCCAGGAAGGAGGUAAAGAGGGAAAUUGGCCCUGAAGUGGUUGUUUCGAAGAAGGGGACACAUCGGGAAGGGGGAACGACAGUUAACAAUAGCGGCGGAAUCACUACUCGUGAGCAACGCGCAAAUCAGGCCAAAUAUGCUCACUUAUCAGGGCUAAAGGGUAUCGACAUGAAAGGAAAUAAAAACACAAAUGGGUUUGAAAAAGGAAAGAUUCUUCCUAAUUUGAAAAAUAUGCCACCAAGGAAGAGGGAAAACACUGGACGGUUCCUACAUGGGGUAGAACCAAUUGGAGGGUGCGCACGCAAAGUAAUGAAUAGGAGGAUGGAACGUAGUAUUGGUGAUGCGUCCCGUGAGAAGAAUUGUGAACCAGUCCAGGAGAUGAGCGGUAGCGCAGGCUCUUCGAGGAGUCUCGUCGGACGAAAUGGGCAGAACGGAGUUACGUCCCUUGUGGGGCGACAAAUCCCCAGCGAUGUAGAAGAAAAACGCAGUGAAAUGGAAGACAAUUGGAAAGACGGCUUCAGGAAAAAGAAUCCCCGUGCAAAGACGGAAGAGAAAAGGAAAAAAGAAAAAAAAAAAAGUUCGUUCUUAACGACAGAGGAUAAUGCCACACAUAGGACCCAUUUACAUGAAGGGAGCAGUAGAAACAGCGGAAGGGAAACAACCAUCUCGAAUAAGCGAAGAAGUAGCGACAUGAGGAGAAAAGCAUUCGUGGCGGGGUUAGGCGACUGUUCCUUAGAUUAUGAUAUGAAAAAGCCCAGUUUAAUUUUUGAGGACCUGCUAAAAUUGACUAAGAAGGAAAAGGUGGAAACGGGAUCAUACACAACGUGUAACAAGCUUAAUCAGUUUCACUUGAAAAAAAAAAGGGAUUGGAUAAAUCGAGAAGGGGGCGGAGACAGGCCGACCGAAUGUUAUAACGUGCACAUAGUAGGAGGAAAUUAUGAAAAGGAAAGGGGGACGCGACUGUACAAUCAAUUGCUGCACCUGGCACCCGAGUCAGAGGACAGCACAGGCACGAAGCACACCAAUAGUACGAGGCACAGCUUACGAGUAACUACACACGGCAAUGAAGAAAGAGCAAAUUACAGUUUUAGCUACCCGAGCAGUCACCCAUCUGGUUCUAACAUCUCGAGUGGACGGAAGAUCACCAAAAGGGGGAAAAAAAAGGACUGUUCCAAAGGGGUAAAAAGUGUUGCAAAAAAAGACGUGUCGCAGGGGGGCGCAAUAGAGGGGAAGAGGAAACGGAGCGUAUCCACGUGUUACUCAGAGGAUGCAGAAAUGAAGGUGAAGGCACAGAUGGACGCAGAAAUGGCAACCCUAACCAAGUUGAUAAAUUUAAAAAGCGAACAAAACGAGAAGCUAAAAAUGUGUUUGAUGAUGCAGGAGAGUGAAAUUAAUUUGCUGCGUAAAAAGGCGCAACAGGAAUAUGCAAGCAAAAAACAAGGGAAGGAAAAAAAUUGGGAAAACACCACUUUCUACAAAAAUUUAAUAAAGGCUAAACCCUCCACAUUUAUGGAGAUCAUUUUAAGUAACAAUCAAGACGUUGAUAAAGACAUGCAGAUGAAGAAGACAUACGAGUCAACCGUGCAGGCAGAAAAAUGUAACCUUGCCAAAUCCUUUAAUCCUUGCUUAUGUACCAGUUGUGUUGUUCCUGGGGGAAGAGAAAAUGGUUCUUUUCGCUUAAAUGAUCUCAACCAAUGUGGGGCACCCUCUGGAGGUGCAAACGAACCCAUACCCGAUGUACAAACAGAAGAAUUUGCCCAAGUGGAAACUUCCCCCAUGGAAUCGAAUUUAAAAUAUGAAGAGAAGCCAUAUCUACAAAGAUGCACAUAUGGUGGAGUUCCGAUGGGGGGGAUCUGCUCCUACACAUGUUGCUUACCUUUUGGAAAUUUCACAAAUCUGGUCGUCGAGGAUGCAACAAGUGACAAGUCCUGUUUGCAUGAUCGAAACAUUUCUUGUUCUCCACCAGAGGACACAACACAGAAUGAUGUCUCGGGAAGGGAUAAGACAAGGGGGUCGAGUCUGCACUCAAACGGUUACAACAGCAAAGGGUUAAGCGGUAUAGCAAGGGGUAGAAAUAAGAAAGACACACUAUCCAGGCCUAAGCCACACACAGAAAAAAGGCUAAUAAAAAUAAACGGAAAGGGAAAGUUCCAAAGGAGGGAGGAGAACAACUAUAACGCACUUGCGGUGGGGGGUGAACAAGUCUCACGAUGUACGAGUCGAGGAAAAUUCGGAAGCUCGAACUUUGCCCAGUUGAACGGAAAAAAAUGUGAGACGCAACAUGGGGGGUACUCAAAACAGAAGCAAAAUACGAGUAGGACAAAUAGCUACAAGAAAUUGGAGACUAAGUACCCUGUUUCAUCCAGCACCAUAAGUGUUAAGUGCCUGCCUAAGAGAAAAACAGCUGUAAGCGGGUCGGAUAAAAAAAGCUGUUUUCUUUCUUCAAGGAAUACCGACGUGGCAAACAAAGGGGAUUAUCAACCCAAGAAGGAGGGCCUGUUUACGAAGCUCUUUUCCUACAUAAGGAAUAACAGCCUCUGUAAUGAAAAAAAAAAUGACAACUGUUUGAGGAGAAACAAAUCGACUAGCUCAAUCGUCUUCGUGAAAAAUCACGAUUUGUCUCAUCAGAAGUGUGACAGAUCUCGGUCCUCGGGAUGCUUGCCUGACAGAGCUGUACCCACUGUUCGUAAAAUGAAUUGUAUGAACACCCCGUGCGUUCGUGCCAUCAGUGUAUGUCGGACUGCGUGUGGGAAUGUGCGUGGAAAUGUGCGUGGAAAUGUGUGUGGACAAGGGGGUAACCUGAGGAUGGACGAGCAAAGAAAAAUAAUCAUUUCAGGAAAACAAAAUCAAAAUGGACUGAAUAACACACAUGAAGGUAGGUACCACUCGAAUGAUGGCAUUGUGACGAACCGCAUUUGCAAAGAGGAGGUGAACAAAACAGUUGUGGAAAAGGGCGUGAUAAGAAGCGGCUGUAAAUAUGUGCUAAAAGGAUAUGGUGAAACUGCACUAGGAUCCCAUUCUCAUUGUGAAAUUUUAAAAAAUAAGGAAAAAGGACAACUUGUUAAUGAUUUGCAUACCAAGGGAAAGGAUCCAUCGUGUGCAAAUAACAUGGAGCUUCAAAAGGGGGGUAGCGAAAACCAGGUGAUGAAUUGCGAAGCAUUAAGAGGGAUGAAACGCCCCAUAGUGAAGAACGAAAUGGCAAUUAGUGAUGAUAUAAUUGAUAAGGCAAGACUGAAAUAUUAUGCGUCGAAGAAGUGCACAAAAUGCGUAGACAAGACCGGUGCGGGGAAGGAGGACAAUAAAAUAAAUUCACCUGCGUGCUUUAGCAAGGUGGGUAGUAAUAGUGGAAGGAAGGCAAAGGGACAUGGGGGAGUCACAAAAUUGGGGAGAGAGAUCCAAAGCAACCUGAAAAAUCGUGCGAAUCCCACAAAAAUGGGUAAUAACAAAAGGGGUGAAACGAAACAUAUCAGAGACAACCCUUCCAAGGGGCACCCAACUAGGUCCCCUAACGGUAACAAAAAAAGUAACAGAGCUCAAGUUCCUAAAAAGGAGGACCAUUCAGAUGCAUCAGCGGGUGAAGCUGGUUCAGUUGAUUCUGGCGACGUACCAAACAACAGCAACAGAUUAUGGGGAAAUAACAAAUCAGAAAAGGCCAGUAAGACAUACAAAAUUUUCGUUGUGAAAAAGGGAAACGAGGAUAAAUGUGCCGUAAAAAGAGAGCAAGGCAUGCAUUUAGGGGGGCACAAUGGUGAGGGCCCCACGAAAGGACAUCAAAAUGUAGCACGUACAAAUGGAGAGGCAAACAAAAACAAAGUUAAUUAUCGGGAGAAUGAUCGCUCCGUUAGUGUGGAGAAAAGGAACGACUAUACAAAUAUGGCGACCACCUCAGACAGUGUCCACACAAACACCAUGGAUGGUUACUCCACUUGCUCCAGUGAAGACAUAUACUUGUGGAAAAAGAAAAAAAACAGUAAGGCGUGGAAGAAGCCUCUUAAUGCUGAAGGUGUAAGGGGGGGUAAACUGGAUGAGAAAAUCAGAGGGGGGGUUAAUGCUGAGGUGGUGAAUUCAAACGGAAAGUUGGCCAGUUCAGUUGCGCAUGUAAUUGAGAAAAUAAUUCUGAAUUAUAAAAAAUGGGAUUUGGAGGGGACAAAAAAGGGGACUGGCGCUGCCAAUCACAGCGAUGACGGUGAUAGUGACCACGGCGGGCACAGUUACGACGACGACAGCAACUGCGUCAAGCAAGGUGACCUGUCUGACUCAUACAUUGGCGAAAAAAAAAAAAAAAAAACUAGCCAUUUUGAACUAAAUGGGGAAAGACUAAAGGCGCAAACGAUAAGUUUAAAAAAAGAAGGUGGUGCGUACACCACCAUGGGAAGACAGCGUACAAAUGAAGAUUUACAUGUGCAUACAAACGCACACGUAAAGAAAAAAAGAAGCCAAGAUAUUAACAAUGUGUUGUAUUCAACUAGCGAAUCGAAUUAUCUUGAGCCCAAAAUAUUUUUCCUCAAAAAUGAUGAGUCGUGCAUAAUUGUGGAGUAUCCCAACGUUAAAUAUCUUGUCAAAUGCUCUUAA